AUGCGUGAUGGGGACGUCGCUAAACCAAUCGCUCUUGAUAUUCCUAAGGACACUUUUGAAGAUUUGAAUAUGCCACAAACAGCACGACCAGUCGACAAAUCGACGCCAGAGUUGCAAGCACCAUUAUGCUCUACAUCCAAGAUUUUGCCUGCAAGCGAGCCUCUCACCAGCCCUUGGGAGAUUGUUCGUCAGCUUCAAAAACACUCCUGUGAUUCGUGGGAAGAGACAGAUUUUGCCUGGCAAGAGCGGAAUUUGAAGAGGUCGCCAAACCCAGGACUUCAUCUAGUUGGAUUGGGGAUGGUCGGAUUUCCGUUAUCUGAGGCAGAUAUUGAUAAAAUCAAGAUGGCCAGCGCGCUGCAUAACCCUAAUGAUACAAGUCUUUCCGUUGGAGUGGACAUGCUGCAGCACAACUCUGUUUGGGAGGUUCCAGCUGGUGCUUGGGAGACUCAAAAUGCAGACUGGAAGCUAUUCUCUGACCCGAUAUUGGCAAGAUUCGUGACCGCAAUGGGUACGAAAGGAGCUUUCAGGAUCGUCAAGUCCAGCUUGAUUCUAUAUGGAUGUGGAGCCACUGGUGGACUUACCAAGAUGGCCGAGCCACCUCUAUCCAUUGGGACUCUCGAGAUCGCAUUGCCAUCUAAGCAUAGUCCCUUGACAACUACGUUCUCUUGUGGCGGAAGGCUCUACCCCCUUUCAAACUACAGAGAUUCUGAAUACUACUGCUCCGGCCUCGCAUGGCUGUCUGGAGUUAGUUUGACCAGUACUGCACUCACAUCAGGCCACCGACUUGUUCUCCGCUAUUCACUCCAACGGUCGGCUCCUGCACCUGGACCUCAACCUAAAGUCCUCUCUAUGCCAUCACUGGAGCAACAAACUGUGGCAUUGACGAAACUUCUACGUCACUGGGGUCAGCAAAUCGAUACAUUUCCAUUCGAAUAUUUGGCGCAUGUAUUUGAGACUCGGCUCGACAAUCAUCGUCGAACCACUUCUGUGUUUGACUUCCAGGGCACGGGUUCCGACAUGUUUAUGCUGGAAUGCCUUCAGAUCGUCUGUCGCAAUACAGGUUUCUACAUCUGCCUUGCAAAGAUGACAAUGACUACUAUGGAGAACGUCGAAGUCAGUGAAGAUGAAGACAUACCAUGGUAUCAUCGGUACGGCUGUGAAGACGUGGACGAAAGCACUGUCGAGAUAAAUGCAACAUUGUUCGCGGACCCGGAUGGCAUCGCGUUUUACGAAAACAUAACCGAAGACUUGGUCGACGAACAAAUUUUGAAUAUAGGCUGCAUUGACGAUGUCGAGCCUGAUGAGACUGAGGACUACGGAGACAUGAUCAAGAAAACAUAUCAAAGAAAAAUUGCCAUCUUCAUGCCUCGAACAUUCAAGACACAGUUCUACUUCGACAAUCAGACUCCUGAAAUUAUUAAGAGCUUCUUGGACGAAUUCAUCGCUGGCUCUGGGACCAACCAAUCAUCGCCUGUAUCGCAGGACGACAUUCGACGACUUUGUGCUGACUUUGCGAUAAAGGCAUCUUGGGAUAUAGUUUUGUAUAGUGGCGAUCAUGCACUGUAUGCUCGCAUAUUCGAGGCCCUCACUGUUCUACAAGAUAGCCAACUCAUAGAAAUGGCCUUGCCCUUAGCCUUCUUGUCCCAGCAGACUUAUGACGCACUGGUAGCUGUGGUGGAUGCUAAGGGACGCGACUGGUUGCUUGACUGCUUAGAAAGUAAUUUCCAAUCUAUCAAGAGCUUCAAAACGCGUUUGAAAGCCAUUGAAAGGGUGGCAAGCUAUUUGAGUAACCUUGAAUGGUUCCAUAGACAGCUUCUUUUUGCGCUGUCGCUCUUCAAAUUCAGCUCUUAUGCAGACGGAGAGCAAGUUGCUAAACUGGCAAGCUCGUAA
Molecule: messenger RNA, 1890 nt
Organism: Cadophora gregata
Lineage: Eukaryota; Fungi; Ascomycota; Leotiomycetes; Helotiales; Ploettnerulaceae
Exons: 5
Coding region: 1-1890 (629 amino acids)
Source: RefSeq, a predicted model, not a curated record